AUGGACUUGAAUCUCGACAUCAACACCCUCAAUCUCUCUGCCUUCAACAACACUCUCAUGGCCCCAGACAUCGAUCUCAACAGCAUCGCCAUCAACAACAUCAACAACAUCGACAUUGACGCCAACGACGCCAACGACGCCAACACCAGCAACUACACCAACAACCCCAUCAACGACAACCGCUCCACGCUUCACAUCGACAGCAACAACUUGAACCACAUCUCCCCCUCUUCCUCUUCCUCUCCCUUUUCCUCUUCUCCUUCUUCUCCAGAAUACUCUUCUGCAAAAAAUACCUACUCACUAAAUAACUCAAACAACAGUUUCAACACCAAUACCACUACUACCGCCAUCACCGCAACCACUAGUAAUAAUAACAACAAUCCUCCUCUAUCUAUCUCUUCUCGUUCAAAAGAUUUCGAAGAUCACGAAGCUGCUAAACUUAUUCUAUCUUCUUUAAAAUUCGGCGGUAAUAACAUUAUCCUUAAUGACAAUAACAUUAAUAGCCUCAACACCAACAACACCAACACUGAUACCACCAUUAGCGCUAACACAAACACCGCCAAAAAAACAUCCGUAAACACACCACCCAACAAUCCUCGCAUCAACAACAUCUACAAUUCAACCUAUUUGCCCAAAGAAUCCUUCAAUUGGGAUCCAAAUCAAUCUCUCCCAUCCUACAACUACAACUUGCAAAUCCUGGGCUUGCCCAAAUUCUCAAGGGUUGAGACUCAAAUCAAAGUAACUCUUUCAAUUUCCCCUAAACCAUCUGAAUUCCUUUUGUAUCUCCCAAACGAUCUCAUCGCUAAAAAGAAAUUUUGUUUAGAUGACAACGUCUUUAAUUUACCAAUCAGCAUCAAAUCAAAAAUCCUAUUCCUUGAUUGUUUUGUAAUUUCUCAAUCAAUUAACAACAAUAAUAACAGCAACAACAACAACAACAACAACAACAAUGAAUUAACCGCCGAUACAAAAAAUGAUCUCAUCUCAAUCAAUACAAACAAAAACAACACUGACAAUACAAACCUAAACACCCUCACUAAAACAAACCUAUUUAAAUCUUGUUACAUUUGCUCAAGAUGCAUCAAAAGAGAACUUAAAAGAGCUUCACGAAGAAAAAAUGGUAUCAGCGAAGAUGGUCUAACCUGGAUGGAUACUGCUCACAAAAAGGCAAUCAUCUUCAACUGCAAACAACUAUCAACCUUUAAUUCCCAUUUUCCUCAUUUACAAUCCCAAUCCCAAUCCCAAUCUCACUCCCACUCUCCUAUCACUGCAAACUCAAAAUCAAUAGAUUUGUCUGCUAGAAUCGUUUGCUACUGUAGACACCAUCAAGACUCAAAUGGCUUCAAACUAUUGUUUAUUCUUAAAAACUAUAAAGGUCAAAUUGUUGCUAAAAACUUUUCUGACUCAAUAAUGAUAAUGGAUAGAAAAAAAACAAUCCAAAACUCCUCUUCCUCAAAUAUCAAUCUAAAUAAUGUCAACAACACAAACACUAGCAACAGCAACAGCAACAAUAACACAAAUAUAAACACAAAUACAAACACUAACAGCAACAACAACAACAACAACAACAACAACAACAACAACAACAACAACAAUCAAAUCGUAAAAUCAACUCUAAUUAUCCAAAAAAAUAACUCGAUUAAAAUGCCCAUUCUACCCAACGACAUCAUCCAAAACUCCCUGUCAAAACAUACUUUGACUCCUUUAUACCCAACCGUAUCCAUUAAUACAAAUCUUAAAGAUGAUAAUUCUCUCCCAAUCGAUCAAAAAAAUAUAGAUAAUCUUCCCGAAAAUGACAUAAAUAACAUAAAUAACAUUAUCAAUGAUAUCAACAAUAAUCUUAUGAACAAUGACCUUAUCAAUACAAACAACAUCAACUUGAACAUCAAUAAUAUUAAUGCCAAUCCCAAUACUAAAUCCUUCAAGAGAAACGAUUUACACUCUCCAUUAUUACUAUCCCCUGCGUCCUUUGAGGAUUCUUCUUCAGAGCCUCAUACAACUGAUUCAAGAGCUUUUAAAAGAAAAAGACUAGCUUCUCCAUUCACAGAUUACUACUACUGCAGUAGUAAUACUACUGCAACUAAUACCGUUAGCAAUAACGGUAGCGCUAAAAAUAAUAAAAAUAAUAACAAUAACAAUAACAAUACUCUCAGCUUCAACAAUAACUACAAUCUAAACAUUGCUCCUAAUGCUCGUUCCUCAGACUUUUGUUCUAUAUCCUCAAGAAAUUCUUUCAAUUUAUCUGAUAACAUAAAUAAUCAAAGUAGUCCUUCGAUUUAUAAUAGAUCUCCUAUCACCGAUCAAAGCGCCAUCCUAAAUUUAAAUACUUCUUUUAUUCCAAAAAAUUCUUCUUUUAAUUUUGGCUCCGUUACCUCCCCACAAAUCUCCCCAAACAGAUAUCCAACAAUUCAAAAAGUUAUUCCUGCUGAAGGUCCUUUAAGAGGAGGCAUUGAAAUUACUUUAUUAGGUUGCAAUUUUAGAAAUGGCUUGGAAGUUCGAUUUGGAAAUGUAAAAGCUUUGGGUACUCAUUGUUGGUCCGAUACUACCAUUUUGACUUUUUUACCUCCAUCUGCAAGCCCUGGCCAGGUUCUUGUAACUUUUGAAAAUAAUGAAUUUUUUAACCAGUCACAAUCCUCUUAUGAAACUACUCCAAAACAGCUGCAUCAAGUAUUUACCUACUUGGAUGAUACCGAUAAACAACUUAUUGAACUAGCUCUACAAAUUGUUGGCUUGAAAAUGAAUGGUAAGUUGGAAGAUGCAAGAAAUAUUGCUAGAAGAAUUGUUGGUUCAAAUAAUGAUAACUCAUCAUUCAAAGCUUCAAAUAAUAAUAAUUAUGCUGAUGCAGCUAAUAAUCAUUCUAUUACUCAAUUUUCAAAUGAUGAGGAAGAUAUUUUGCGCUGUAUCGAUAUGUGUUCUUUACCUAGCGCCCCAUCAUCUCCAAACUGGCAAUUGUGCACAAAAGAAUCUCAGACCAUGCUACAUUUAGCAUGUAUAAAAGGUUUUGCUAAAGUUGUUGUCAGUUUGAUCAAUCGUGGUGCUAGAGUAAAUUGCAAAGAUUGCAAUGGUUAUACACCUUUGCAUUUUGCUAGUAUGAUGGGUUACACAAAAAUCAUCAAAUUGUUAUACAAGUGCAAAGCCUCUUUAAAUACUAAAACUGCCAUGGGUUUAUCAAUUAAAGAUGUUAGUAAAGAUAAUGCUACUUUUGAUUUUAUUUCCGAACUUGAAAAAAGCUCCAAACAAAAAAGUAAAAGUGUAUCAAAAUCAAAGUCUCCAUGCUUUAAAGAAGAUUAUGAAGUUCAAACACCCUAUAAUAGAAGAUCCUUUUCUAGGUGCUCUUCUUUAUCUUCUCUUUUUAGUAAAGAUGAUGAUGAGUAUAGAUUACUUUUAUCUAAAAUUAUUAAUAAUGAUGACAAUAAUAAUUCAAAGAACAAGAUGAACGAUGAAGAUACUCUAGAAGAAGAAACUAAUGCCUCUCAUGAAGAUAGCGAUUCAUAUGAAGAUUAUGAAAGUAACAAUAGCGAUAUACAACUUGAUGAGAAUGAAAGCUUACUAACUCCAGAUCCAGCUUUAGAAACAAUAAUAAGCAGAAUUAAAUCUCCAAUUUCUUUCAAUCAUAGUUUUUCCUCUGUUAGUAACUACUCGCCAAAUUCUUCUAAUAAAGAUACUGCUAAACAUAAAUCAAUCUGGAAAAAAGUUAAAAAUGCAUUUUCACCUCAACAAAGUGAUCAAGGAUAUGAAAGCAAUGUGAAUUCCUCUAAUAACUCUGUUGUUGGAGAUCUUCCAAGGUAUGAUGAAAUCUAUCCAAAUGGUGACCCAACAAUCCAAAAACAAUUUACAUUCAUGAGAAAGGAAAUAACAACUCUUUCUGCUCCAGCUCAGAUAACUCGUAAUGAAUUAUCUCCAAUAGUGAUAUCUCAAAGUAAUGAAAGCAUCAAUGAUGAUGAAUCUGAGGAAAAGUUGAAAAACUACUUUAAUCAAAGAACUGGUGUUAGAAAUGAUAAAAUGUUGUUAUUUUUUUGGUUACCUCUUUUGGUUUUGAUUGUAUCUGUUUAUCUUUACUUUAAUGUAACAGAUUCUGAUUAUCAUCAGUCAUACAUUUUUCAAUUUCUUGAAUUUUUUAGAACUCGUUUAGGAAUUAUUAUGCUUGGAAAGGAUCGUGUCAAAGGUGUUUUUGGUACACAUAUUGAGGUAGUUAAUCAAGUUGUCAACACAAUGACUGGAAUUCGAAAUGCAUAA
Ascoidea rubescens DSM 1968 is the source of this 4233-nucleotide messenger RNA. RefSeq lists its product as uncharacterized. The coding region runs from base 1 to 4233 and encodes 1410 amino acids. Gene Ontology annotation, molecular function: protein binding. The record is from RefSeq and is a predicted model, not a curated record. NCBI's taxonomy places the organism in Eukaryota, Fungi, Ascomycota, Saccharomycetes, Ascoideales, Ascoideaceae. The transcript has a single exon.